GGCGAGGCGCUCCUGCUGCCCCAGGUGGUGGUGCUGCCAAUGGGCUUCAGCUGGGCCUUGCACCUCUGCCAGACGGUGCUGGAGGCAUCGCUGGGCCGCGCUGGUUUCCCUCAGAGUGACCUCAUCCUUGACGGCCACUGCGGCUGCCAGCUCACGAGCACCCUGGACUCGGUCGCGGGCGCCGGCUACGUGGACAACUACUUCGUCCUCGGCGGCUCCCCAAAGACUGUGAGCGAGCGGCUGCAGGCCGUCACCGACGACCUGACGCGCCACGGGCUCGCCGUGCACGAGCUCGAGGCGCCCUCCCAGGAUCGCGACUUUCUGGGGCUAUCGCUGCGCGAGGGGCGCUGGCUGAGCCUCAAGACGCGCAACAUCUGGCGGCUGCGCGCGGCUAUUCGCGCCACGCUCAGGAGGCAAGUCGUCAGCGGCUUCCUGCUGCGCGUUCUGACCGGCCAUAUCACCUGGGCGCUGCUGCUGCGCAGAGAGUUGCUGUGCAUCCUCGGGGCCACCUACGCCUACGUCGAGGCCACUGGGCCAGUCGCGGCGCCGCUCUGGCCCGCGGUCCGUCAUGAGCUCCAGCUAGUCCACGACCUGCUGCCGCUCUGUACUGUUGACCUUGGCGCCCCGUGGCACGGGCGGGUUGCUUGCGCAGACGUCUCGCCAUUUGGGCUGGGCGUUGUUGCUCGUCGCGCCCCAAAGGACCGUGUGGGCGCCAUUGGGAGAGUCACUGAAAAGUGGAGGUACAAAGUCGAGGGAGGUGCGCAGGCAAGGCGUAGGACGAUCGGGAUCAACGGUGAUAGCUCGUCCGAGCACUUGGGGGGCCUCGAGGGCCACUUCGGGGUGAGUACUCAGCUCGUCAGGGAUGGCAUCGCCGAGGGCCUGCCGUUCGAGGGCGUCUUGGGUGAGGCCUCUGAGGGCCUGGUCGAGCCGCAGCUCCCGAGGGCUCCUGGGGACACCUACAAGUCGAUCAUGGACAUGAGGCCCGUCGUGGACUUCGACGAGGCGGGCUGCUCGCACGUGCGGCGGCUUGUGCUGGUGCUGGCGCUGGCCCAGGCUGCAGCAGCGGCUCGCCGCUCGGCCGUCCCGGCGCCCUUGGCGCUCCGGGCCGAGCGUGCGGCCCCUGCGCGGGCGCUGGCGGUGGAGACGACGGCGGUGGCGAGGCUCUCGCUGCUCGAGCGGCUGGCGGCGAGGAGCUCGACGGCUCGUCGCUACCGGGAGGCCCUCGCCAGCUUCGUCGACUUCUGUGUCGCGCGCCGCCUGGACUGGGCGACGCACUCGGGCCUGGGCGAGGCGCUGGUGCUGUACAUGCACAGCGAGUUCCUCCUCAGCGGCGGCGGCACUCAGGGGGGCGUCCUCUUGGCGGCGGUGGCGUACUUCCUCGGCUCGUUCCACAAGGGGGCCUCGCUUCUACUGCCGAGGGCUCACCGCGCAGCUGCGGCGUGGGCGCGGUGCUCGCCUGCUCGCGCCCUGCUGCCACUGCCGCGUCGCGUGGUGCUCUCCUUGGCGGGCCUCCUGGUCCACGACGGGUUCCCACGGUUGGCCAUUUGCAUCCUCGUCAUGUUCGCCUCGUGCCUCAGGACUGGCUGGACGGCGGAGCUGCGCGGGCGGCAUCUGAUGUCUCCGUCGGUGGCGGCGGGCGCCGGCUACCAGUCCCUCGGGCUGUUCCUGCACGAGAGUGGACAGGAGCCAGGCAAGACAGGCGUGAACGACGUGAGCAUCCUCUUCAAUCGGGAGGCUGGGCUCAACCCGCUGCUUCACGCUCGGAGGCAGUCCACAGCGUCGUCGGAGCCGCGGUGGGACCUGGAGGUGGGCCGACUGGGCGCGCUGUUCGUACAGGAGACCAAGCUCUUGGACGAGCUCGCCCGGAUCCCGUCCAAGGUGAUGGAGCUCGGGGCCUUCGUCGAGAGCAACCUGGAGCCGCCGGUCGGCGGCCGCCUGCCCAGCUGGCUAGCGACUG
This is a messenger RNA of Prorocentrum cordatum, 1957 nucleotides long. Lineage: Eukaryota; Dinophyceae; Prorocentrales; Prorocentraceae. The record is from the annotation of a GenBank genome assembly.